This is a messenger RNA of Nymphalis io (European peacock), 4687 nucleotides long. RefSeq names its product casein kinase I (gene dco). The record is from RefSeq and is a predicted model, not a curated record. The transcript has 8 exons. Gene Ontology annotation, cellular component: cytoplasm; nucleus. Gene Ontology annotation, molecular function: ATP binding; protein serine/threonine kinase activity. Gene Ontology annotation, biological process: peptidyl-serine phosphorylation; signal transduction; endocytosis. The coding region runs from base 255 to 1331 and encodes 358 amino acids. Lineage: Eukaryota; Metazoa; Arthropoda; Insecta; Lepidoptera; Nymphalidae.
UACUUGAGAUACAAAAAUUCCUCGUAGGUGCGUGUAUGUAAAGUGAAUAAGUUUGCUUUAUAUUAUUUGUGAAAGAAAUCUAGCGUAAAUUAUAUUUUGCUGUUACUAAACAAUAAGCAAUUAAUUAAUGUUGAGUUAAAGUUAAAUGUAUUUUUCCCUUGUUUAAAGAGCUCAAUUUAAUAAAGAUCUGCGUCUAUCGCAAAUAUGGCCGUCCUGUAAUGAAUCGGUCAGUGAUAUUAUAGUAAUUUCACAUAAUGCAAAAUUUGAAAAUGGAGCUUCGUGUCGGUAAUAAAUACCGACUGGGCCGUAAAAUCGGAUCAGGAUCAUUUGGAGACAUUUAUUUAGGAACAGAUAUAGUAACAAAAAAGGAAGUAGCUAUCAAAUUAGAAUGCAAAAAAACGAGACAUCCACAAUUACACAUAGAGAGUAAAUUUUAUAAACUUAUGCAAGGAGGCAUUGGUAUACCUGCAAUAAAGUGGUGUGGCUCAGAAGGAGACUACAAUGUAAUGGUAAUGGAACUACUGGGUCCUUCCUUGGAAGAUCUUUUCAACUUUUGUGCACGGCGUUUUUCCUUAAAGACUGUACUCUUUCUCGCUGAUCAGCUUAUCAGCCGCAUUGAGGAUAUUCAUUAUAGAAGCUUCAUACAUAGAGAUAUUAAACCGGACAACUUUUUAAUGGGUCUCGGAAAGAAAGGGAAUAUAGUAUACAUUAUAGAUUUUGGAUUAGCAAAGAAGUACAAAGACUCACGCACUAACCAACACAUACCCUACAGAGAAAAUAAAAACUUGACUGGCACAGCAAGAUAUGCAUCAAUUAACACUCACUUAGGCAUUGAACAAUCUCGACGCGAUGACUUGGAGUCUCUCGGAUAUGUCCUUAUGUAUUUCAACCGCGGUAGUUUGCCCUGGCAAGGUCUCAAAGCGGCAACAAAGCGUCAGAAGUACGAAAGGAUAUCGGAGAAAAAAUUAUCUACGCCAUUUGACGAGUUGUGCAAAAACCAUCCGACCGAGUUCCAGCUGUACCUGAAGUACUGCCGGCGACUGCGCUUCGAAGAGCGACCCGACUACGGCCACUUACGUCAACUUUUCCGCGCACUUUUCCACCGACAAAGAUUCACUUACGAUUUCGUUUACGACUGGAACAUGCUCAAGUUUGGACUCCCGCGUGUAUAUGUACAUCCAAUCGACCGCAAUCAGACAAGACGUCAGGAUCAAAAACAGGAACCAGUGAGCACGCCGACGGCGGGCGCGGCGAGCGCGGCGGGCGCGGGCGCGGGCGCGGCGGGCGCGGCGCCGGCGGGCGCGGUGGCGGCCGUGUCGGAGCGCCGGUGAGCACGCCGCUCGCCGCGGACUCGCCACCCGCGCCUCUCGCGACGGCGCGCACAGGCCGCGGCGCACACGCCGCUCUCACAGGAAUUGAAGCGAUCGAGUCCCCGAAUGCAUGUUCAGUGUUAAACUAAGGAUUAAUUUUGUACGCAUUCAUGUUAACGUUCAUAUAUUGUAAAUUAUUCUUAGACGAAUCGACUGGCAGGACUCGUUUCCGCGACGUCUCGUUCCGCGGUGACUCGUUUAAGCGUAGCUAGCUGUUAGGCCUAUCCGUACGUCUAUUGUACUUCAUGCUCAGUUAUAUUUAGAUGUAAGGAACUUUAAAUAUAUGAACGAGAGUAGCGUGUACGUCGUCGAUUCGACUUGUGUAUUAUAAAAGUGUAGCCCGAGAGAGUAGGUUCGGACGCUUCGCGCGGCGCACAUGCGAUGUGACAUGUGACUACACCGACGAAAGCAUUUAUUGAGAAAAUCUUGACUCUAAAGUGGUCUUAUCCGUUGCCUUGCAUCCCAUAAAUUAUGAAUAUUCUUAAAGCCAAUUCAAGAAGUGCUGUAUAGUAUUGCAACAAAAUAUUUUCAUUACUUUACUUAUAUUAUAGUCAAUCGGUUGUACGAUUUAAAAUUGCUACUCCUUAGUUAUCUUCUGUUUUAAGAUGGGAGUUCAUGUGCAAUAUGGUUAAUUUUCUUUAAAUUUUGUCUUCCAUUUUCUUAUUAACGAAUACUAAUAUAGUUUUCGAGUUUUCUAAAUUUAUGUUAACUUAAAUGAACCAUGUAAAUCAUUUGACACGUCCAGCCACUGCCAUAGGUUUAAAUUAGGUAAGUUUUUGGAAAAAACAGUCAUUUUCUGUUAGUUUCAUAGCGAAGUUUGCUUUUUUUAUUGUGGAAGACAAUGUUGUUUAGUACUCUUUAAUUGGCUGUAUUUUAGCUUAAACAGGAACACAUUCCUAAUUCAAACCUAUACAUCUUAACUAAAUAACUUUGAUCUCAUGUGAAUUACCAAAAUCUUUCACCUAUGUAACUUAUUUCGUAAACUGCAUGCAUAAUAUUAAGGGCAGAUUAUCUGACAAAUAUAAUUACAAUAUAAACAGAAUGUAUGACAAAUGUAUUGGAUUAAUAAUUACAUUUGUCGACAAUUAUUAUAUGACAAAUUGGUUAUCAUUAGAUUUGUAGUUGUUUGUAAGAUAUUCACCCUACAUACUUGCGUCGGUAAUUCCAAUAUCAUGUCAUAAUAUUUUAAACUAGAUCAAAACUGGAAGUCAAACCAAAAUGCUAUAUUACUCGAGGUGGAAUUAAAAUUAUUCUAUCUUUUGAUUUUAAGUACAAUGUUUGAUACGAAUUUGUAAUAAGAAAAAACAGCAUUAAAAUUACUAUUGAUACAAUACUUGAUCACUCUAUGUAAUUAUUUUAUUACUACAACUGUUCUAUUUAAACCAAAUACUUGAUUGAAAAUAAAAAUGUUUUAUCAAAUACAUUUAUACCAAGUUAGGUUCGUAUGUCAUAUUUUUUUUAAUAAUUUCUGACUGUUAUUUAUUGUAUUGCUAAAAUUUAAUCAUUUAUCACAUGUAUGUACAUAGCAAAUAAAUGAUUAGAUAAAUUAUAUACGGUAUUAUUGUCAGGAUCAUUUAAAAUUAAAAAGUAUAUAUAUAUAAUUUUAUAUAUUCGGCAUUAUUGUAUAAGUUUAAAAGACGGUGUUUGUAUAUUGAUGAUUUACAAAAUCUUUGCUUAAUAUAAUUAGUUAAUUUCAUGACGAUAUAAUAUAUAUAGCUUAGGUUUUUGUAUUAUAAAGCGAAAAUGUAAAGAAAAUAUAAUUUUCAUUUUUUAUUAAGAAAAUGUUGUACUGGCUUAAUCCCAAAUUGUGAUCUAUGACUUAACUUAUUCCAAACACACUACGAAUUGCCUUUACGCUUUUAUAAUCUGUGGCAAUAUGAUUGUGUAAUAGUAUAAGUCGACAGUUUUUCAGAUUGGAUGUGUGCGAAGAAUCAUUAGAUUAAAAUCAUCCAUCUCUAAUAUGACUGAGAAUUAGGUUCAAUUUUAUGUAAAUAUAAUAUUAAAAUUAGUAUUUCGUUAAAUGAUUGGAUUAACGGAGCAGGAUAAUAUGUCCUGUUUUUAAGCUAUUCCAUAAGGUUUUAGUUGUUUAAUAAAGUUCGCAUUGUAUUUAGUAAUUUGUUUGAAAAUAGCACAUCGAAAGAUUAAUUGUGUUGUGAAACAUAUUCUAGCGAGUUAUGUCGUCUUCUGUCGAUACUACGGAAUAUGUCUGCCACUUCUAACUUUGGUAAUUGUAAGUUUAGUCAUCAGUAUUUUUAGCAUUUUUUUUUUAUUCCGAGUUUCCUAACUUGCGUUCGAAUUUAAUUCACAUGAAAUAAUAAAAACUAUUUUUUUUCUAUAUAUGCAGCCAGGUGCCUAUUGUUCAGUAUUGGCAUGUUUAAGUGUGACCGCUAUAUUAAUAAUAAUGGAAGUUAGGAUGUUAUUAAUACCCAAAUAUAUUUUAAUGAUAUUGUUUACUAAUACUUAUAGACACGUUUAUUUUAGACAGGUUAAGAUUAAACAUCCCAUCGGGGGAAAAUGAUAUUUGUGCUGACGGCAUGGACUCUCAUUGGCGAUGAAGUCUCUUUGAGUUAAAGCUGGUCCAACCAACAGUCACGUGACGGGAGUGAUACAGCGGGCAUCUCGCGUGUUAGUGAGUGCGUGUGCUUGAUGUAGUGUGAAGUGCUGUACUGUGCAUUUCAGCGAACAAUUCGCGACGCGACAAGGUCAUGACUUUCACUGAGUGUCCGCUAUGGUAGACAAAAGACUAUUAUCGACUUAAUUUUGUAUAUAAUUAUUGUGACACUGAUGUCUAAGUAGUAAGGUACUUGGUUAAGUCAGGUACACUGUUUUUUUACAAUAUUCUAGAUAAAUAAAUAUUAUAUUAAUAUUACGUAACUGUUCUGUAAAUCUUAAUUGCUCCCGUUGUUUCCGUAGCUGAGCGUCGUGUACAGCUUUGUAUUGAUAACUCCUCGUAUGGUCUUAGACAUCAGUGAUCGGAGACUAUUGCAAAAGGAGGGAAUGAAUCAGUAGCCGUAGGAUAAGAGAAUUAGACAAUGAAAGCUUUUAAUGGAUUUAAUAAAUUCUAAAUUUAAGGGUAAGGGGAAGUGUUCCCUCCAUUUUGAAUAUAUUAUACUAAUAUGUGAAAUGUAAUACGUCUUGUAUCUCAAUGAUGUUUGAUUUACGUUAUGUGGUCGUGUUUCUUUACGCAAUCUGUAUAUGCUGGCCCAUGUAGCUUAGCAUAUUAAUAUGCUUUUAUUACAUAAAUUUAUUAUGCUUGCAUUGUUUUCUACGUCCAGUAUGUAUUGAUUCCUUUGGCACAAUAAACUGAAUAAAAUAAA